UUCAUAAACAUAUAUUAAGAUAAUCUUUGCGAAGAAGUUUUUGCCUAAGAAACUCUUAUUCUAUUUGAGAAUAUCUUCGCAAAAAUUUGCUUAAGAUGAUACUUAUUGAUCAUUCAGCUAUUUCCGUAUUAUUUCUUUUAGGCCAACCAAUAAAAAUGAUCCUUCCUUUGAGCUGAAGUGGUUAAAACAAGAGUGGUCUGUUCUUUUUAACUAUAUUACUACACUAGUGCAACAAGUUAAAGUGGACAUGUGAGAAAUGUGAUACACUUGAUUAGAAGAAUUAACAAAUUUUUAUUUACUAGUUGUCUCAUUGUAAGAUUUCAAUCUUUAAAAUUAAAAAAUUUGAAAAUGUCGAAGAAUAAACAUUAUACAACUGUGGAAAGAAAACUUUUCGUAGAGAUAUUAAAAGAUUUUAAGCAUGUCAUUGAGGUUAAAAAAAGUGAUUCUUCAACACUUCAUGACAAAGAACUUGCAUGGGUUGAAAUUUGUAAGAGAUGUAACGAUUCUUCCAUGAUUAUGCAAGAACGUACAGUUCAACAGCUAAAGAAACUCUGGACAAAUAUUAAACAAACUCAAAGAGAAUUAUUAACUAAAGAAAAACAAGCUCGUCUAGCCACUGGUGGUGGCCCGCCACUACCAGAAAUAAACAUUGAUCCUGAUGUUGCCAUAAUAGCACCACAUCUUUUAAAAACAGCUCCUGUUCUGCUUACAUCUAAUAUGACAGAAAAUGAGAUAAAUGAGAAAGGAGAACAUGUUUUGAACCUUUUAGUAAAUGAUGACAUCUCAUCAUUAUACGGGAGUAAUGUUGAUGAACUGAAUGAUAAAGAAAUUAACAAAACACAAGAUAUAAUAAUGGAAGAGAUGAUUGACAAAGAGAACCAAGAUACUAAUCUUUGUAAUGAAGUUUUUGAACCGAAAGAAGAAAAUAAAUUGGAUUUUGCCUAUACGCGACCAGUAAAAAUAGUAAAAGGAAAGAGAAAUAUAAAAGAAAAUUUUGUUAGCGAGGAAGAUACUAUAAAGAUAAAAAGAAUAAAGCAAAUCAUAGAACAAGAGAAAGAUAUAUCAGAUAUAAAAAAAUUUCAUGAGAAAAGAAUUGCUACAAUGAAAGAAAAUCUUCAAACAGAAUUAUUUGCUUUACAAAUUCGAGAAGCUAUUGCGAAAGCUGAGUUAGCCGAGUUACAAUUACAAAGGGAGAAAGAAAAUAUGCGUUUUUAAAAGAAGUCUGUAAAAGGAAAUAUCGAAGUCCAUUUAACCAAAGAAAUAUUAUAAGAGAAAGUUAUUUAUUUUUAGCUGCAAGAAAUAAUAUUAAAGUAUUGAAUAAUAUAGAUUAACCGUAUUAUGUUAAUGUCCGAUAACUCACUGCACAGCCACGAUGUAUACACAAAAUAUUU
Molecule: messenger RNA, 1391 nt
Organism: Harpegnathos saltator (Jerdon's jumping ant)
Lineage: Eukaryota; Metazoa; Arthropoda; Insecta; Hymenoptera; Formicidae
Exons: 5
Coding region: 349-1215 (288 amino acids)
Source: RefSeq, a predicted model, not a curated record